AUGCUCCCCCCAUCCUCUCGAAUGGUCAUGUCGGCUGGCCUCGACCUGUUCGGCUUGCGGCUUUUGGCUGUGCUUCCCUGCCUGCAGGGCCUCUCCGAGGAGUCCCGCCUGUGUCAGCCCUUCUCCAGGUGCACGUUCAGGAUUCAGAAUGAGACCUGCCGCUCUUUAAGGCCACGCACAAAGAUGAGUAAGGCUGAUGAUCUAGAGCACUUUGAUAUGCUGGUCCGCUACUCUCGGCAGCUGCUGCGGCCACUCACCGUGCUUCACAUCGGCACAAACGACUUGAAAGACGAAGAACUGGACUGGUAUUAUGACCUGAGGAGGUUCACGCAUGAUUCACUUCACCUUGUUUUCGUUGAGCCACAGCCGUGGAUCAUGCAGAAACUGCGCAGCAGGGUCGUGGAAUGGCUUGGCCAAGGCAGCGUCCGCUUCCUGGAAGCAGCGCUCUGCUUCGAAGAGACACCUGAGAAGCGCUUCUAUGCAGUGUCGGAGCGCCUGUAUGAGGAUUUCCCCAAGUACAGCAUCCCCAAGAGCAUGAUCGGAAGGAUCAGCUCCCUGUCCAAGGGCCAUGUCAUCUCUCUGAUCUUGCAGUUCGCAUCUGAGGAAGACCUACUUUCCAAGCCUGAGCUGGUGGAAUCCUACUUGGAAGAGAUCGCUGUUCGCUGCUUGACGGCUGACCGCAUCUUGCAGGAGGCUGCGCUUCAGCCCUGGGAGGUAGACCUCUUCGUUUCCGACUUGGAGGGCUUCGACACCCAGCUGCUCCCCGGUUUCUUUCAGAUGCGGGCCUUCAGGCCACUUUCGCUCAUGUUUGAACAUUUAGGCCAGCGAUUGCCUGAUGUGGUGACCCGCUGGACCGUAGCAGAGCUGGCCUCAAGAGGUUACGCCGUGUACUGCCAUUUUGCAGACAUCGUGGCUUUGCGCCAGGUGCCACAGACAUCUGCCAGCCAUUUGCGUUACGCCGCCCUGUCGCAGAUCGCUGCUCUUCCAUCAUUCGGAGAGGAGAUCGAGCGGUUUGGAGCUUCGGAGAGGAGAGGAUAUCGAGACAUGGAGUUUGCGACUUCGUUCAUCUCACCCUGCUUGCCACUAAUCCUUGCGACGCACAUCUUUGGAAAAUACGACUUCCACAACUGUCCCUUGCGGAAGAUUGUAGUUGCGACUCGCUUGCAGAACAUUCGGGACAUGGAGUUCCCUGUGCUCCUGCCAGAAGGGAGUGUUGUGAGCGUGGACACGGAUUCCCUGCAAGCGUUCAGGGAUUUCAUGCCAGAGCUUCAGUCCGCGGUCGUGCUCGUUGUGGGCAGGCACCGCCGAGCACACUUGCAGAGACAUGGCGAAUUCCAGCUGACAUCAGUGCUCCUGGAGAUCCUGGCGUGUCCUUUGGUGUUGCACAUCUUCAUGCAGAACCCUGAGCUGUCGCAUCCCGACUACGAGGCCUUGCCCAUGGGCUUCAACAACGACGCCCCUGGACUUUUGACGAAACUCGGCAAGGAGUUGGCCAUUCACGAGGGAACCGUCAAGCGCAUCGGAGUGCACAUCAGCCACCUGGCUCGGCGAGGGAGAGUGCACCGACCUGCCUGGUUCCCUUCCGGACCGUCCAUGAACCUCUCGGACUAUUUCACGGAGCUUGCCGAAGCCUUCUUCGUCACCAGCCCAGGUGGUGAUCGUUUCGAGUGUUAUCGGCACUGGGAAGCUCUGGCAUUCAAGGCGAUUCCAAUUUCGAAUCUUCCGCGGGACCUCUACGAGUCUCUCUUCUGCUCAAGCAUGGAGUUCGUGUACACAGAGACGGCAUUGACGGACCUUUUGCGGUCCCUAAAGCUAGGUGAAGCUUCACGCCGAUACGCGGAGCCAACGAGACAUCUUCUGCUUGUGGGUUUGUGGAGACGCAGAGUUGCCUUUGCUACUGGGAAGAUCAAAGGCCAACGUCUGCCGUCCCUUUGUGACAGCGCUGACCUAAACAAGAGAGUGAGACUGUGA
Molecule: messenger RNA, 1971 nt
Organism: Symbiodinium sp. CCMP2592
Lineage: Eukaryota; Dinophyceae; Suessiales; Symbiodiniaceae
Source: the annotation of a GenBank genome assembly